Molecule: messenger RNA, 4291 nt
Organism: Dioscorea cayenensis subsp. rotundata (Guinea yam)
Lineage: Eukaryota; Viridiplantae; Streptophyta; Magnoliopsida; Dioscoreales; Dioscoreaceae
Product: DNA repair protein RAD50
Exons: 27
Coding region: 90-4040 (1316 amino acids)
Biological process (GO): telomere maintenance via telomerase; chromosome organization involved in meiotic cell cycle; telomere maintenance via recombination
Cellular component (GO): nucleus; condensed nuclear chromosome; Mre11 complex
Molecular function (GO): G-quadruplex DNA binding; double-stranded telomeric DNA binding; ATP hydrolysis activity
Source: RefSeq, a predicted model, not a curated record
ACCCCAUUCGUCUCUCUCGCCAUUGAUUCAUUCUUCUCAAAACCCCAGUGAAGAGGAGCAGGGCCCCGAGCCCUAGCGAAGCGUAGAAGAUGAGCACCGUGGACAAGAUGCUCAUCAAGGGGAUUCGGAGCUUCGAUCCGGAGAACAAGAACGUCAUCACCUUCUUCAAACCCCUCACCCUCAUCGUUGGCCCCAAUGGCGCCGGCAAAACCACCAUCAUCGAGUGCCUGAAACUGUCUUGCACCGGCGAGCUGCCCCCCAACUCCAGGUCCGGCCAAAGCUUCAUUCACGACCCCAAGGUUGCUGGGGAAACUGAGACAAAAGGACAAAUUAAACUUCGAUUCAAAACAGCUGCUGGGAAGGAUGUUGUUUGCAUCCGCUCCUUCCAGCUCACACAGAAGACCUCAAAGAUGGAAUUCAAGGCCAUUGAGAGUGUCCUCCAGACUAUCAAUCCACACACUGGAGAGAAAGUAUGCCUCAGCUACAGAUGUGCUGACAUGGACAGAGAGAUCCCUGCCUUGAUGGGUGUCUCAAAGGCUGUCUUAGAAAAUGUUAUAUUUGUCCACCAAGAUGAAUCCAAUUGGCCGCUUCAAGAUCCUUCAACUCUGAAAAAGAAAUUUGAUGACAUCUUCUCUGCAACCCGUUACACAAAAGCUUUGGAGGUUAUAAAAAAACUUCACAAGGAUCAAGCCCAGGAAAUCAAGACAUACAAGUUGAAAUUAGAGAAUCUUCAAACUCUGAAGGAUGCUGCAUAUAAGCUUAGGGAAAGCAUAAAUCAAGAUCAAGAGAAAGCUGAAUCUAUAAUUACUCAAAUUAAAGACUUCGAGGAGAACAUUCAUGGUGUGGAGACUAAAAUCCUACAUGCAGAAAAUACUUUAAAGGAAAUACGGAAGCUUCAGGAUCAGAUUUCCACUAGCUCUACUACAAGAAGCACUUUAUUUAAGCUUCAACAGACACAAUAUGCUGCUCUUGCAGAGGAAAAUGAAGAUACGGAUGAGGAGUUAAAGGAGUGGCAAUCAAAAUUUGAAGAAAGGAUUGCCCUACUACAAUCAAAAAUUGGUAAGCUGGAGAGGGAGUUGAACGAUGAGGAGAUUAAAAGCUCCCUUCUUUCUCAGACAAUCAAUGAUUCAUUGCGAGAAAUUGGAAAGCUUCAAGCUGAAGCUGAUGCUCACAUAUCUUUGAGACAUGAACGUGAUUCCACCAUUCAAAUGCUUUUCACCAAGUAUAAUCUUGGUUCUCUGCCUGACACCCCAUUCAGCAAUGAGAUAGCUUCCAAUUUCACAAUGAGAGUUAAGACAAAGUUGUUGGAUCUUGAAAAGGACUUGCAGGAUAAGAAGAAAUUAGACAACAAAGAAGUAAGUUUUCUGUGGGAACGACAUGCUACAACCAAUGCUCGUCACAGUAAAAUUGAAGGCCAGAAGCAGGCUAAAAUUGAGUCGAAGACAGGUAUUUUAAAGCGCAUGAAAGAGAUAGAGAAUGAGCGUGAUGUUGCAGAACAUGAGUUGUCGAACCUUAAUCUAUCUCAUCUAGAUGAGAAGGAGAAAAAUCUGCAAAUUGAGCUCGAGAGGAAGACACAUCUGCUGGGGGAGAGAGACUAUGAUUCUAACAUCAACCAAAAGCGGACUGAAAUAUUUAGCUUGGACCAGAAGAUUAAAGCCCUUGCCCAUGAAAGAGAUGUCAUGGCAACUGAUUCAGAUGAUAGAGUAAGAUUGGGAAUGAGGAAGGAUGAGCUGGAAGUUUGCAAAAAUAAACUUAAAAAAAUAAUGGGUGACUGCAAGGACCAAAUACGAUGCGUGCUAAAAGGGAGAAUUCCUUCAGAUAAAGAUUUGAAGAAGGAGAUCACUCAAGCUUUCAGGUCUGUUGCCAAAGAGCAUGAUGAUUUGAACUCAAAAUGCCUUGAAGCAGAAAAAGAAGUGAAGCUGGUGCAGAUGAAAAUAGAAGAUGCUGAGAGCCACUUGUCUAAGCUUCAAAAAGAUAAGGACGCAAAGAGAAGAUUCCUUGACUUGAAACUCCAGUCGCUGGUCUCAGUUGCUUGUGAUAUUGAAUCUUUUCCUGAUGUUCUGGUUGAGGCUAUGGGGAAAAAAGAUGUGCAAAAAAGCAAAUACAACAUUGCGGAUGGAAUGCGGCAAAUGUUUGAACCUUUUGAAAGAGUUGCACGGGCACAUCAUAUUUGUCCCUGCUGUGAACGUGCUUUCUCCCCUGAAGAGGAAGAUGAGUUUGUUAAGAAGCAAAGAGUGAAAAGCUCAAGCUCUGCAGAACAUAUGAAAAAAUUAGCUGAGGAGUCAUCAAAUUCUGAGUCACAAUUUCACCAAUUGGACAAACUUCGAAUGGUUUAUGAGGAGUCUGUAAAGCUAGGAAAAGAAGCCAUACCUUUUGCAGAGAAAAGUUUGAACCAACUGAUGGAAGACCUAAACGAAAAGUCCCAGGCAUUGGAUGAUCUUGUUGUGGUUCUUGCUCAAGUUAAGGCUGAGAAAGAUGCAGUUGAAGGUUUGUUGCAGCCAGUUGAGACAUUUGAAAAGUUUUUGGGUGAUAGGAAGUCUCUGGAGGAACAAAUUGAGGAUUUGGAAUACAAACUUGAUGUCCGUGGUCAAGGUGUCAAAUCAGUAGAGGAAGUAGUUCUCCAGCUGAAUGCUUUGCAGAACAAAAGGGAGACUCUAAAUCAAGAAGUAGAGAAUCUGAGGGAUGAACAAAGGUACCUAAACCUUGACAUAUCAAAUUUACAGACUCGUUGGCAUUCUGUUAGGGAAGAGAAGCUGAAGGCAACCAAUAUACUGAAUAAAAUUCGGAAGACGGAGGAGGAAUUGGUUCGAUUAGCUGAGGAAAAUGAGCAGCUGGACCUGGAUGAGAAGCAUUUGGCUGAAGAUCUUGUUUCAGUGGUGAAGGAGAAAGACACAUCACUGCUAGAAUACAAUGAGUUGAAAUCCAGACUUGAACAGGAAUAUGAUGAGAUGGCUGAAAAUAAAAGAGUUUUUCAGCAAGAGUUAGAAAAGCUUCUUGCACUUGCUUCUAAGAUCAAAGAGUAUCAGGAUUCUAGGAAAGGAGAGAAGUUGAAAGACCUACAGGACAAGCAUUCUUUAUCCAAAUCUCAACUGCAGAAAUGUGAGAGCAUGAAACAGCAAAUAUCAGCUGAUUUGAACAAAAGUAAAGAGUUAAUGCGAAAUCAAGAUCAUCUAAAAAGAAAUAUUGAUGACAAUCUAAAUUACAGAAAAACAAAGGCUGAAGUUGAAGAACUGACUUGUGAGAUAGAAUCAUUGGAGGAAAAAGUAUUAAGUAUUGGUGGAGCAUCAGCAGUGGAAGCUGAUCUGAAAAGGCAUUUGCAAGAAAAAGAGAGAUUUCUCUCAGAGUUAAAUAGAUGCCAAGGUACACUUUCAGUCUAUCAAAGCAAUAUAUCAAAGAACAAGGUCGAGCUUAAACAGACGCAAUACAAUGACAUAGACCGGCGGUAUUUCAAUCAGCUUAUCCAACUUAAGACCACUGAAAUGGCGAAUAAGGAUCUGGACAGAUACUACAAUGCCCUUGAUAAGGCACUCAUGCGUUUCCACACUAUGAAGAUGGAGGAAAUUAACAAGAUCAUCAGGGAAUUAUGGCAGCAAACAUAUAGAGGACAGGACAUUGACUAUAUAAGUAUUCAUUCUGAUUCUGAAGGUGCAGGCACUCGAUCAUACAGCUACAAGGUGGUCAUGCAGACUGGUGAUGCUGAGCUGGAAAUGCGUGGAAGAUGUAGUGCUGGACAGAAGGUUCUUGCUUCCCUUAUAAUCCGGCUGGCACUCGCAGAAACAUUUUGUCUCAAUUGCGGUAUACUAGCACUUGAUGAACCAACUACCAACUUGGAUGGUCCGAAUGCAGAAAGCCUAGCUGCAGCUCUUGUUAGAAUUAUGGAAGACAGAAAGGGGCAAGAGAAUUUUCAAUUGAUUGUAAUUACUCAUGAUGAACGGUUUGCUCAAAUGAUUGGUCAACGCCAGCACGCGGAGAAAUAUUAUCGUGUCGCCAAGGAUGAGCACCAACACAGCAUUAUUGAAGCGCAGGAGAUAUUUGAUUGACGGACAGCAACAGCCUUAUGGAGUGAUGGAGAAGCAUAAAUGGAACAUGCUAAACAUUUUGGUUUUGCCAUUCCAAGUUAUUAUGAUUUGCCAUAGCAAAAGACUAUCUGUGUUCCAUUUAGGAACGCGUAAUGUGUAAUCUUUAAUUGAUGCAUAGAUAAAACUAGGACCCGGUGGUCUCAUGCACAUAACUGUUUAUGUAAAUUAACCUUUGCUUUCAAUUUCUAAGUGGAAGUGAACGGUUGAAUCAA